AUGUUUAGAAAGGUCAUCCCAACAAAUAUUAAAGUCAAUAAUAAUUUAAUUAAAAGUUAUUAUUCAACAAACAACUACAAUGAAAUUAAAAAAAUUAAAUUAAAAAACAAUAAUAACCCAGAAGAUUGGAUUAAAGUUCAUGACAAUGUUAUCAUGAACACUUACGGAAGAGUCCCAAACAUUAUUUUCAAAGAAGGCAAAGACAGUUGGUUAACAGAUAUGAAGAACGAUAAAUAUUUAGAUUUUGGCGCAGGUAUCGCAGUCAAUGCAUUAGGGCACAGUAAUGAUGGAUGGGUCAGAUCUAUUAAAAAACAAGUCGGCAAAUUAACUCAUCUUUCAAAUUUAUAUUAUAACGAGCCAGCUAUCGAAUUAGCAAAAUCAUUAAUCGAUAACUCUCAAUUCUUUGAUAAAGUUUUCUUUGCCAAUACUGGUACCGAAGCAAAUGAAGCCGCAUUAAAAUUCGCCAAGAAAAUUGGUCUCUCUAAAGAUCCAAAUAAAACCGAAAUUGUAGCAUUCACCAACGGUUUCUCUGGUCGUUCAAUGGGCUCUCUCUCUGUUACUCACAAAGCAAAAUACAGAGAAAUCUAUGGUCCAUUAGUACCAGGUGUUCACUUUGCCAAGUAUAAUGAUAUCGAUAGCAUUCAACAAAUCAUCAACAAAAAUACCUGUGCCAUCAUUAUUGAACCAGUUCAAGGUGAGGGUGGUUUAGAAGCUGCCACUCCAGAAUUUAUGAAACAUCUUUACAAACUCUGCAAAAAGAACGAUGUAGUCAUGAUUGUAGAUGAAGUCCAAUGUGGUAUUGGUAGAACUGGUCAACUUUGGGCCCAUUCUAGAUUCGCUAAACACUUUAAACCAGAUAUUAUGACAUUAGCCAAACCAUUAGCUGGUGGUCUCCCAAUUGGUGCUGUUUUAGUCAAUGAUACCAUUGCUGCUGCCAUCAAACCAGGUGAUCAUGGUACAACAUUCGGUGGUGGUCCACUUGUUUGUGCUGCUGCAAACUAUACAUUCAAUAAAAUCGCCAAAAAGAAGUUCCUCGAAGAAGUUAGAGAAAAAGGCAAAUACAUUACCGAUAAACUUGAAGACAUUAAAAGCAAAUAUCCAGGUGUUAUUAGUGAAAUUAGAACUGUUGGUGGUCUUUUCAUUGGUAUCAAGCUUACCCAUCCAGCCUCCAAACUUGUUCAAUUUGCACUUGAUAGAAAAGUUUUAUUAAUUUCAGCUGGUGAAGAUGUAGUACGUCUUUGCCCACCUUUAACUGUUACCUAUCCAGAAAUCGAUCAAUUAAUUACAAUCAUUGAUGAAUAUUCAAAAUUAAAUUCAAAACAUUAA
Molecule: messenger RNA, 1326 nt
Organism: Dictyostelium purpureum
Lineage: Eukaryota; Evosea; Eumycetozoa; Dictyosteliales; Dictyosteliaceae
Exons: 1
Coding region: 1-1326 (441 amino acids)
Biological process (GO): arginine metabolic process
Cellular component (GO): mitochondrial matrix
Molecular function (GO): pyridoxal phosphate binding; transaminase activity; identical protein binding
Source: RefSeq, a predicted model, not a curated record